AGUAAUAUAAUUCAUUUUACGUUUAAUUUGGAUUUUAUACAUUAGUUAAUCCAAAGUAAAUCCAAGUAAAUCUAAAGCAAAAUGAAAUUUCAAUUUAUAUUAGCAGUUUAUACAGCAUAUUUAUUUAUGCCUAUAUUAUAUGCACAGAACAAUAUACAAUCAAUUGAAAAUGGAUUGGAAAAGUACAAGGUCGCUUUUGAAAAAGAAAAAGACCAUUUCGACAGAAUUAAUAAAGACAAAUUAAGUAUAAUCAUGAAUCAAUUUGAAUUACCAUAUACUAAUGAUGAAUUGACUACAGCUGUUGAAUUGUUUGGAUAUGACUCAGAACAUAUGUCACAAGAAGAUUUUCUAACUUUAAUAGAAAUAAAACUUGAUUUCCAAAAAAUCAUAGACGAAAAAAAAGUUAUUGAUAAAGAAGAUUUUCGUAAUUUUUGGAAAAAAUACUUAGGUAUUCAAUUGUCAGACGAUUUCAUAAAUAGUUAUUUUGAUGAUGCUAGUCAUAGAUAUGACAAUGAAACUAUUACCUAUGAACAAUUUUUGAAGUGCAUAAUGACAUAUCAAUAUUUAUGUUUUGAAAACUGUUAUUAGAAAUGAAUUAUUAAAUCAGUCAAAAUAUUCUAGAAUAUGUUUAAUAAGAUUUAUUUUGUAUAUAUUUGUAUGAAAUACAGUGAUUAAUCAACAAUUUUUAAAAAUCAAUAAAUAUUUUAAAAUGUAUGUUUUUU
This is a messenger RNA of Daktulosphaira vitifoliae (grape phylloxera), 722 nucleotides long. RefSeq lists its product as uncharacterized. The record is from RefSeq and is a predicted model, not a curated record. The transcript is spliced from 4 exons. Bases 82 to 588 code for a protein of 168 amino acids. Lineage: Eukaryota; Metazoa; Arthropoda; Insecta; Hemiptera; Phylloxeridae.